CGGCAGACUCAUGCAUGUGUUUACAGUAGCCGGUUAAGGUCAGCGACUCAGAUGAGAACCGCAGCGGUGCUGGGAUCCACUUUGCGGGACAGAUUAAGCUACAUACCUGCUUUAGAGGAUUUGAUGAACCACCAUGGGAAUGAGACAGAGAGACUUGCACCACGGCCAUCAGAGGAAAUAGGAGUUCGGGAUGACUGUGAACACACACCGCGCUACAGAUUGUGACAUUUUUAAGGAGUGGCUGCUUUGGUUGUUUCUCAACCUUUGGAAUAUCAAAGAUAGAGAACCAGUUGGUAGGAAGCUGGUGUGGGAUUGGAGUCUCCUACAGGUUUUAUCUCUUUCUCUAACCCCCAUGCUCUCCACCCUGUUGUCAUCCCUCUUUUCCCACAAGCAGCAACAAUGGACCUGACGCUGUGGCAGUACCAGUUCAGGAUCAUCAUGCUGGGGGACUCUACAGUGGGCAAGUCCUCUUUGCUGAAGCGCUACACUGAAGACUUGUUCCUGGAGUCCAUCAACCAGACGGUCGGUGUGGACUUCUAUGUUUACUUCCUGGAGGUGGAGCCGGGGGUUCGCUUCAAGCUGCAGUUCUGGGACACAGCUGGACAGGAGAGGUUCAGGUCAGUGACCCGUUCUUAUUACCGCAACUCGGUCGGAGGCCUUCUGGUGUUUGACGUGACCAACCAGGCCUCCUUUGACCAUAUUAAGGAGUGGCACACUGAGGUAUGUGAGCGGGUGUGGCCCCACAAGGUUGUGUUCGUCCUGGUGGGCCAAAAGAGUGACCGAGAUGCUCAGAGGGCGGUGAGUCGGGAGGAGGCCGAGAAACUGGCCGGACAGCUGGGGGUGCCCUAUGUGGAGGUCUCUGCCAAGACGGGCCAGAACGUGAGCGAGGCCUUCGAGCUGCUCACCCGGCGGGUCUACCAGGGCCUGCUGAGCGGAGAGGUGGAGCUGCAAGAGGGCUGGGAUGGAGUCAAGUGCGCUGCACCGCAGGCGCUGCGGUUACAGAGAGCCAGCCUGACGCGGCCCAGCACGGCCCCCAAGAACAAGAAGUGCUGCGCUUGAACUGCGGGCUGGUGGCGGUCGCCCACAUGCACUCGUGUUACUGUGGAGCCAAAACCAGCCCCCACAAGGUUGGAUUUGUGUUACUGUACCAACGUGGCCAUCAUGAAACACUGAUUUGAGAUGCAGUUUUUGCAUCUUUGUUGUGAGAUACAAUCUUAACUAUUUGUUUGGCUCAUGUAAGACUGGUUUGAGGACACAUUUUAUGAUUUUGUAAGAUACUUUGACAUUCCUGAAACUUUAGAAAUAAAGGUUUUGUGUAAUUGAUAUUUUCAUCCAUGAUAGUGGCAUUGAAAUGUCGGUCGGUCAGUCAGUCCGCCUUCUGGGUCCAGACUGAAGCGCCUAUAAAACCUAAAAACUGUUGGACGGAUGACGUGUUGCUCAGACAUCUUUGGUAUCGAGAGGAUUAUUUCCUACUAAGCUUUCAUCUAGCACUACUUUUUGUUGAAAUGUCUUGACAGCUAUUGAAUGGAUUUGCUGUGUAAUUUGAGACAGGUGUUCCAGGUCUCUGAACUCUCUAUCUAGCGCCAUCAUCGGGUAACAAUUCAAUUUGCCCAAUACUUUGGUUUUUGACCACAUAGCUGCAAAACUACUGACAUUCCCAUCAGCCACAGCUGUGCUUUGUGUUUAGUGCUGAUGGGCAAAUAUCUGCAUGCUAGUAGGUUAAACUAAUGGUUAAUAUUACCUGCUGAACAUUACCUGCUGGCAUGCUGACGUGGUUCUCACAGGACAGUGAUGCUGCAAACAUAUGAUGAAAUAUGAUGUAUUGCUGUGGAUUAAACUACCCAACAAUUUAUAAAGUAGUUAAAAAUUAGUGCAACUUUAAAUAUAAACAGCAUUUAAAUGCAACAUACACAUUGAUGCAGCAGUAAAAGCAAUCCAGAAAGCAUCAUAUAUAAUAUCAAAACAAAGCCAGGGGCUAUUUUUCUGCGUUGAGUACUUUGCUACGUCGCUGAUGAUACUUGCAUAUGUUUACUUGAGUAAGAUUUUUAAUGCAGGACUUCAGUGUGGUGUCAGUACUUUUCCUUAAUAGACAUAAAUCUGUAAUUCUUGUCUGUGUUGUUCAUUCGGCCCAUGGCCAGUUGCAGUUAAAGUACUGGGUCCCCUGGUUGAGAUUAGAAACAUCACCUCGGGCAUCAAUGUGAAUUAAUCUUUUGGUCUUGAGUUGUGUGGGAAAGGCUUUGUUGCAUUGCCAGUAAUUGCACAGCAUCCUGCAAGUGAAUGGUUGCUUUCAGGUGUUGCUGUUUAAAUCAAUUAAAUAAAAACUCUGGGGUGCCUUUGGAUAUUGUUCUUUUGAAAUGUUGUGACAGCUUUCCAUAGCAAUUACUAUUCAUCAAGCUGACGAACAGCCUUGUGUUUCCACCGCCGAGAUGCAGACCGUUUGUUUUGCUACUAUAAUAGCCACAUUAAUGAUUCACCGACACAUUGACGAUUGAGUCUGUACACUGGUUUAUGUCCUUGGUUCUCUGCAAAUAUACAGAUGAUUUCUCAUGAUUUAAAAUGUUUUACCUUCACUUCUUGACUAUUCCAAACAUCACUGUAGUCAUGAACUGUACAUGUUUUUACUGAAACUACUGAAAAUUAGAGAUGUGAAAUGACUGAACAUCACUUUCAAGCAUAAAUAAUAAAUCACUUUUAAAUGAGAUCAAUUUAGUUUUACAUUACAAGGUGAAACGCCCUCCAUACAGACUCCAACAUGUAUGUACAGCCCUUUGCUAACUUCCUCAGUUCAUUUGCCACACUCCAAAAGCCUCCAUGUUUGACAACAUCAGUCAUUUAUUUAAUUUUUUUUCCAUUUGACAUUGUGAAAAGUCAGCAUCUGGGGAUCAUUUCUUCUAAGAUUAUUUUGAUGCAAUUAGCUGAAAUAGACAAGUAAAAAUAACAUUUCCAAGGAUAGUUGAAAUAAAUGUAUUAAUGUAAUAAAACCUACUACAUUCAGUAACAAUACACCAACAGCGCAAACAUGUCCAACAACAGAGAAAAACAAAUGACUGUAUUUCUGGCCACCAUUUGCAGUAGGAAUUUGGUAUUAUAGACCCUCUAUUAAAAAAAACCUAGAAUCAACAGCACUGAGCAGAACGGGUAAACAGGGGAGCCCUAAUCUCUUACAUACUCAACAGCUAUGAUGAUCUAUUAUUGGCAAGAUAACAAUUAUCAAUUUUAAGGAGGCAAAUGAAUCUAUAACAUUCACAUCCAAAUGCUCGAGUAUCAAAAGGUAAACCUGAUACAGCAGUGGUCACAAUCCAAAAGAAGUCUUCCAGUAAAUGUUUAUUGAUAAAAAUGCAAUGAACAGAGUUCUGCCAGGCUUAGCUUAAUGGCAACAAAACAGAAUCAGACAAGAAUUACAUUACUGUGUGACGGUGCUGGCAAAACACUCAAAAGUUAGGGGAUGAUGAAACACUAUCUAAUGUCAUAAAAACAAAAACACCCAAACCAUCUUUUUC
Molecule: messenger RNA, 3500 nt
Organism: Chelmon rostratus (copperband butterflyfish)
Lineage: Eukaryota; Metazoa; Chordata; Actinopteri; Chaetodontiformes; Chaetodontidae
Gene: rab42b
Product: RAB42, member RAS oncogene family
Exons: 3
Coding region: 400-1059 (219 amino acids)
Molecular function (GO): GTP binding; GTPase activity
Source: RefSeq, a predicted model, not a curated record